Molecule: messenger RNA, 1025 nt
Organism: Acanthochromis polyacanthus (spiny chromis)
Lineage: Eukaryota; Metazoa; Chordata; Actinopteri; Pomacentridae
Product: TOG array regulator of axonemal microtubules protein 1-like
Exons: 5
Coding region: 1-990 (329 amino acids)
Biological process (GO): microtubule cytoskeleton organization
Cellular component (GO): cytoplasmic microtubule; cilium
Molecular function (GO): microtubule binding
Source: RefSeq, a predicted model, not a curated record
AUGACGCGACUUGCAUACCUGGAAACCAAGGCUGAGGACCUGGAGAACCACGGCCGACGGAAGAAUCUGCGACUGUUUGGUCUCCGCGAGGAGGCAGAUGGAGGCCAGCUGCUGACGGAGUUCAUACAAUCCAUGCUACUGAAAUGGCUGGAGCUGGGCACCAGGAGAUCCUUCGUACUAGAGCGAGCUCAUCACACCCUAGCUCCGCUGAAACCAGACCAGGGCAGAGCGGUCCUGAUCCGAUUCUCACAGCUUCAAGACCGGGAGUUGGUUUUCCGCUCCGCUAAGCAGCGAAGCAAACUUUUCUUCGCCCAGGAUCUCUCAGCUGAAACAGUGAGACAGCGCAGCGCCUUCAACGCCGUCAGGAAGAAAUUCACGGAUAAAGGAAUGAUCCGCGGUUUUCAGUUCAACCCAUGCCGAAUGAGGGUCCUCCACAACGAGACAGUUAAAAACCUACGCCCCUCAGUGGCUUGUGCAGCCAUGGACACCAUCCGCUGUCUUUAUGUCCACCUACAGAAGGGCAUGGACACUGAGGCAAAUUGGACAGGUCAGGCUCUGCUGCUGAAAAUCUCACAGGCGUGUGGAAAUGCCUUUCUCCAGCAGCAGGCCAGUGAGGCCUUGGAGGCUCUGGUGCAGAAUUGCAGCCCUGGUCGAGUGCUGCCUGUUCUGCUGAAUACAGGGCAGAGCCACCUGAGCCCUGCAGUAAGAGCCAGCACUGCUCGUCUGCUCCACCUGCUGGCUGACAGACUGGGAGCGACUAAAGUCCUGACAGCAAGGCAGAGCUUCACCCAGCGCUUCCUCACUGCUGUCAGUAAGAUGUCUCUGGAUGCUGCUGCUGAAGUCAGGCCUCAUGGACGUGCCAUCCUUCAGAAACUGGCCCUCCACAGGGACUUCAUGAAGCUGUGGCAGAAAAAUGUGGCGGAAAAAGAUCGCCACUCACUGGAGAAGGUCCUGAGGAAUGUGGUGAAGAAUAUCAAAAUCCAUAUAUGAAUCCAGGGUGUUGUUCACCACACAGGACAACAAGA